This is a messenger RNA of Orbicella faveolata, 2732 nucleotides long. RefSeq lists its product as uncharacterized. NCBI's taxonomy places the organism in Eukaryota, Metazoa, Cnidaria, Anthozoa, Scleractinia, Merulinidae. The record is from RefSeq and is a predicted model, not a curated record. Gene Ontology annotation, molecular function: protein binding.
AACUGAGAGGGGUAAGAAGAAGAGAACUUCGUGUUGUGCUCCUUGACCAGUUCUGGCCCCCUCUCUGUCACGCAACCCUGCGCUCUCGGGAAAGGGUCUCUCUCAGCAACAGACCAACACUGGUUAAAAUUUAGGGCUGGGUCUGCUUCAGUAAUGAUUGAAUAUCGGCUCCCCUUUCUUGGAACGUCACGCAACCCAUCUCAGUGUAGAGUAGCGUUGCGACGCGUGACGUUGCACUAAGAUUUUGUUGGAAUGCACGAUGGGAAUCGCGCCCCUAGCGGAAAAUUGCGGAAAAAUUUGCCGGUCUGAUAUCAGCUGCUAAUCUUUUAAAGCUUAGCAUCAUUCAGUGCCAACAGUUCGAAUGCCCAAAAUUUAGUGCGCUUUAUACCGAGUGUGUAUAACUUCGUCGAAGUCCUUCGGCGACCUAGCUAACUAAGUGAUGGACGUGUUCGUGAACUACAGCUGUGAAUAUCAAGGUGAAACUGGAAGAGUCAAACUGACAUUCCCUAAUAUUGAUACGACGAGCAUCGGAGAUGUAAAGCUGGCCAUUCAAGAUACCAUCCAAGCACCAGUUUGCGAUCAACGCCUUUCGUACCAGGGACGGAUGUUAACAGAUGACAACAUCCCCCUGUGCAGAUUGUAUUUUCGGGAAGGUGACUGUUUUGAGCUGUAUUUUCUUGCUGCAGCGGAUAUCAAGGGGAUGAGAAAAGAAUUGAAUGCGUUGAAGAUGACCGCUAAAGAAAUUGUAGAAAAGCUCGAAAGACGGCUGCCUGGACUACAGCGAAUAGAAAACGAUUAUCGUGGCCUUUGGCAGUUCUUUCACUCGGUAGUGUCUGCAGUGGAGAACAUCACAAACGAUUUCUUUCAUCCGUGGAAAUGCUUGAAGUCCGUUGCCCAGAGGCACUUUUUCGUACAAGAGGGUGGGUUUGAGACUUUCUUGGAGGUGUUCAAAUUUUCACGGCAGCUGUAUUCGAUCAAACAGCGGCAAGAAAUCAUAAGGGAAGAUGGUCUAGAACUACGCAAGUGGCGCCUAAAUCGGGCACUACUAAUUCUUCAACAAUACUGUUUAAACCUUUUGUGGUCCUUCUCUGAGAGGCCGCAAGAUGGAGAGUUUGUCUUGUCAAAAAGAGUUCUUCCCCUGGUGAUUGAUGCCCUCUUGCUUCCAUACCCCUUUCCAGUUGAAGAUUAUGCUUUGAACUUCCAUCCUCUGGACUUAAUGGUUGUUCGUGUAAAUGAAGCAGCUAUAGGAUGCUUUGGAGGUUUGGUGGAACAAGAUCCCAGUACACAGGAGCUAGUAUCCAAAACACCACAACUGAUUGACAAGUUUCUAUUUGUGAUACAUUGCGCAUGCCGGGGUUGCCCAUUAGGUUGUGCACAGCACUCGCUGUUUUCCAGCCAGCUUGCUGCAAUCACUCUAUUUUACUGCACUUUCAAUGUAAAAUCUGCCCAAUCAUUUGUGGAUUGUGGAACAGUGGGAAAAAUGGUCCAGAUCACUACUAACCUUUUUGUCAACGAGGAAGAUUAUGACACGCCUCUCAGGUACUACUGUUGCCUGUUCUUGGCUCGAAUGCGUUCGUCUCCUCUUGUAGCGCUUGAUGGAGACAUUGGUGUUGCUGUUGAUCAACUUAUUGACAUGUUCCUAGCAAAGCAUAUACCCAGUCAAAUCUCACAAUGGGAAGAGUCUCUGAGUUUUGUUUGGGUCACAAUGGUGCCACUCGUUCACCUUGCUUUUGCUGUAGGAAAGAAAUGGAAAAAUCCUGCUGACCAAGCCAUCUGGAAGAGCACAAACGUCGAAAGUCAAUGUGCAAUUCAAAGCACUCAACCUUUGGAAUCCACUACAACGCUUGAAGCGUCUACAGAUGGCGAAAAGUCAGCGGCAUCAGACAGACACAGUGAGAGUUCGAGCAGAAGUGACCAACCCCCCUGGCCUGGUUCCAUGGCAACACAAAGGCUCGGGAUUUUUUCGCUGGUCCACAUGCUUUCUAUCGAAGAUAACAGACAGUUAGCAUUGUCAGAGAACCUGCUUCCAUACUUAGUUUGCCUGUUGUGGCAUCUAAACAGCGAUGAUAGGGACAAGCUACGUGCUAGUUUGGCAAAUUUCAAGGGCCUUUCACCUCCGCCUUUAAAAAUUGCUGCCAAAUCUGUGCUAGCUUUUAAGAAUGGCUUAGACGUGGUAUACAGCUUUUGAGCUUGUCAUUAAGCUUCACGGUAGAGGGCAAACUUUGUAUUAGUUGCAGAUAACUGACCGCUUGCUAAUGACAUAUCACAAUAUUUAGUAUUUAAUAUUUAGUUGUUUCUGUUUUUCUUGUUGUUGUUCAGGUUUUCUUAAUUUGCAUUCGCUGGAAUUGAAAAGAUUUAGCAAGCUGCUAAUAUCAAACCUUUAAAAGCAUAUAAAUGAGAAAAAAAAGUGAAAGCGUAAAUAUUGUCACCACAAUUUUAUGCCAGACACUUUUAUCCCAUUUUAAACCUUCAAGCGGGCAAGACGUUUUCGCGCGUGGUAUCGUCCACGCGUGAUCGCGUUAACAAAUCGCAAGCUCGUGGUUCCACAGCCACUUUCACAAUUUUAUGACGCAAUUUAUCAUCAAUAAGAGGACAGGCGCGUAAAAAAACUGACGUCAAUUUGUUUUUUACAAUACAAGACAAGACCCCAAAACGGUCAAAUCCCGGGAAUAAAUGAGGGGAAAACACGCUGUAAACUUGCCGUAAACAACGAUAAGUGAAUUUUAUUCAAA